Penicillium manginii is the source of this 318-nucleotide messenger RNA. RefSeq lists its product as uncharacterized. The record is from RefSeq and is a predicted model, not a curated record. The transcript has a single exon. Lineage: Eukaryota; Fungi; Ascomycota; Eurotiomycetes; Eurotiales; Aspergillaceae. Bases 1 to 318 code for a protein of 105 amino acids.
AUGAUCAACCCCCAAGACAGAUUCUGGUCCGAAGGCCAGAAGUACUGCGGCCCGAGCGAAAACCCCACCACUAAAGCUCACUGCAACAUCUGGGAUUGGGAUCAGCUUCAGAUGGUCAAAGUUAAAGGCAACGCCAGGCUGUUACCACCAGAGGAGGAUAGGGAGCUCUUGAUUUUGGCGCAAUUUGCCGAUUAUCUAUCGCCGGAAGUUCGUGCUAUCACAGUCGAUGAUAACGAGCUCCUUAUCGGGGUUUUGACAGAUCCGGAAGAAAGAGGACGAUGCUCUAUUUCUUGUACAUGUUCCUUUCUCACUAUGUAA